AUGGCAAGCUCCUCUUCACAGGAAACGGCAUGCAAAGUUCCAGCCACACGACUGGCGAGCAGCAAGGCCCCGUCCAAGGCUCCCACAGCAACAUCAAAGGCACCUAAAGAUACGCCCGCCGCCUCCACCGGGAAGCAAACGACGCUGCCGCGUAGUUCAGCAACAAAGACCAAUCUAUCGCUCCAGUUGACGCCAUCGACACGAAAGAAAGGCGGGGGCUCGUCACCCCCUGUUUACUUGACUUCACAAACAAAAACAGUCACACCAACGCCGGUGCUCGCUACGCCCUCAGAGGCCCCCCCGGAUGAAUCCUUGCAGGUAGCGACGCAUGAUUGCCUACAUACUCCUAUUGGGCCACCACGAGAGAUGCACCAGAUGCCGGAGAACAAGGAUGGGCAGCAGAAGGAGAGCGCCACGGAUGCAGAGCACUCCGCGGCGAAUGCGAAAGUACACGUGGAGGAUGAUGCUCCUCCACCAUUGCAGGCAUCCACUCCACCCUCAGCGGCGGAACCCGGCAAUGAACGACUGUGGCAGGCCGUGGAAAAGGGACGGCACAAUAGUGACUUCACGGGAAAAGAGGGUGUCAUUCAGCAACUGAUUAAGGCUGAAGAACGCAUUGGCGAACUUUCUCUGGAGGUAGCAAGGCUAAAGAAGGCAAUGAACCCAGAUGGAAACCCGAUAUUUUUCCGCCAUACUUUAUGGAUGGAAAGUGAGAUGGAAAAGCUGAAACGGGAGCUUAACCGAGAGCGAACAUCUACAAAGCACCAUCUCGAAGCCCACAGGAAGAGCUUGAUAGCGCUUAAUAAACUCCAGGAAGUCAUGGAUCCAUAUGGAGAUCGUGCCUCGCUGCUCCGCCGCAACACGGAGCUAGAAUGCCAGAUACGUGACAUGGCGAAGGAAGAAUUCGAGCACCGCCUUGCCAUCGCAGAACUACGGGAGGAGGUGGCCUUGAGGGAGACUCGGUACGGCAGUUGCUCCAGCGGCUCUGAAUACGUGACGGUGCGCCUAGCCAGUCUUUGCGGCCUCUGUCGUGAGAAGCUGGGGGCCGAGGCGGAUUGCCGUGUUGCACGUGGUCGUCUGGCGGAGCUCGCGGCGGCGAAGCCAUUGGGCGCCGUUCCACCGUCUCUCUCGGGCCCCUGGCCCCCGGAGGUGACGCGCGUGCCGCGGGAGCCACGCGGGCGGGCACCGGCAAUGCCGCCCCCGCCGCAGUCGGCCUGCAAAAUGGGCACCAGCGAGCCCUCAGCGACGCCCCAACGGCCCGGCGGCGCAGCCAGUAUGUGGAGAGAGCUCACGGCG
This is a messenger RNA of Trypanosoma conorhini, 1296 nucleotides long. RefSeq lists its product as uncharacterized. Lineage: Eukaryota; Euglenozoa; Kinetoplastea; Trypanosomatida; Trypanosomatidae. The record is from RefSeq and is a predicted model, not a curated record. The transcript has a single exon. The annotation marks the transcript as partial.